AUGCGGCGAUCCGUGCGGCUGCAGAAGCAAACCCUGCAUCCGCCCAGGAACCCGAUCCACCUCGCCACCAACCCGUUCACGAGGUGGUCGCGGCAUCUGCCGAAAUGGGCCGACCUCGGCGGCGCACUGACGCGCGUCCAAGUGGGUCUGGAAGGGUGCCACAGCGCCUUUAAUGCCACGAAUAGCAUAAGAACAUGUCUGUACUUUCAAACAGCGUCGCCGCCAACAUUUUUGAGGGCAACCUCCUGGAAGGCGAUUGAGCAUGUGCAGGUGCGAGAGGCAACCCCCAGGGACUGUUUUGUCCAUGAGGUGCAUGAGGAUGUCUUCUGCAACUCGAGCGCCGUCGGUCAUGCCGAAGCGGAGCCGAAUCCAUCUGGCUGCGGCGGUUCAGGCACAUCGUCUGCGUCUCCAUUCGACGGCAUCGCCCUGUUCGGUGAGGUGGACUACUUUUCAGAACUUUUUCACCCGCCUUGCGACAACGGCGAAACCACGGCUGCAGCGCGUAAUGCCUGUCCGCUAGUGGCGCUGGAGAACUUUGCCGAUCGUGCACAGAGCAUCAUGCGCACGCGCCUCUCCACUGCUGCGACUCAGAAGGGCGGGUGCAUCCGUCUCGUCGUGGGACACGAAAACUGGGGCGUUCGACGGAGCCUCUUGCAGGCCAAGGAGGACACGACGCAGGCGCUUCUCUGCGCUCGCACCCGCGCCGCUGCACUCGCCAGUAUCCCUCCGUCAACGCCCGCGCCUGUCGCGGAUAUGGUGGUCUACGUUCCUCAGUAUGGCACCACCAGCUCCCUCAACGUGGCCACAUCCUUGGGUAUAGCGCUAUUCUAUUGCUACAUGGACGCAGCCUGUCCGCAGGCGCGUGAGAUCUACUCCGCACGCUCUUUGUCGUGCUCAACCAUUGAUGGCUCACCGCCUGAUGGCCCCUCUUCUUACGACGAGCUCGAUGAGCUGCGGCGCCGUCUACAGGAGUAUCAGGCCUUUUUCUGCAAGGCCCUUCCAGCUCCCGUCACCUUCGGGAGUGAAAGCGCGUUAACGGCCACGGACGCAACGUCUUCUGGGCCAACGAAAUCAGUCGGCGACGCCCAUGUAAACACGACCCCUCGUGUGGACCAGCGUCCCCUCCAUCCAGUCUUCUACCUGCGCGAUUCUGAAGAAAUACAGCACCAACUGCGCGCUUACCGAAAGGCGUUGCUGCGGUACAGCGGCAGGCCUCAAGCGGUGGACUCUUAUCGACACCCAAACGGAGAUGCGGGCGCGUCUUCGCCGUCGCAGGCCUCCCACUUUGGUCUUUCUGUCUUGUAUGAGAACGAGUACGACCAGCGGAACUUUGGCGGGCUCAUUCGAAGCGCCAACGCCUUCCUCGUCGACUACAUCUUCUAUGUCGGUCGACGCAAGAUCAACGUCGUCGGCGCCGUCGGCUCCUACCACUACACCCCACCGGUGCACCUUGGUGCUCUACCCGAUUCCCCAUCAAUCGCGUUAACGAGCGAUGCAAUGUCGGACAGCGCCCCACGUGACUGGGCGGCGGCGAUGCACGCCAGGGUAGAGGAGGCAUACGGACUCAGUGCACCCAGAAACUGGUGGUUGCUUGAUUGCGGGCACGACUUCCUGUAUGAAGCGACCGUUGAUGGGCAGCGGGCGGGUCAGGGCUGUGAGGUUGACGCGGCUGCAUCUUCGCCGGCGUCUUUGCAGGCUUUUCGACGUUUGAAGGCUAACGGACAGACCCGCUCCCUCUGCGAUAGCGAGUCGAGUCUUCGAGAGGCGAGUGAUGGCGGUUUGGUACUACUCGUUCCCCAGGAGGGCAGACUGCCGCAUCCUGAGCUGAUGGGGCUGUGCACAGGCGUCCUCACGGUUCUUCCGGAAGGAGCUCACUUCUGCGAGCACAGAGGAGAUGCCGGCGAUGGCCGCGGCCGUGGCGGGAACGGCCACCGCGGUCUACCGUCGCAGGUGGCAAGCGGCGUGGCACUGCAGCGACUGUCUGCUGUGAUGCACCCGCGCUUAGCCGCUCUCUGA
Molecule: messenger RNA, 2016 nt
Organism: Leishmania mexicana MHOM/GT/2001/U1103
Lineage: Eukaryota; Euglenozoa; Kinetoplastea; Trypanosomatida; Trypanosomatidae
Exons: 1
Coding region: 1-2016 (671 amino acids)
Molecular function (GO): RNA binding
Source: RefSeq, a predicted model, not a curated record